Pundamilia nyererei is the source of this 1124-nucleotide messenger RNA. RefSeq names its product mediator complex subunit 30 (gene med30). Gene Ontology annotation, cellular component: mediator complex. Gene Ontology annotation, biological process: positive regulation of DNA-templated transcription. The record is from RefSeq and is a predicted model, not a curated record. Bases 181 to 789 code for a protein of 202 amino acids. Gene Ontology annotation, molecular function: transcription coregulator activity. Lineage: Eukaryota; Metazoa; Chordata; Actinopteri; Cichliformes; Cichlidae. The transcript has 6 exons.
GCGAUAGUUGCAGCAGCAGCUGAGAUCCCUGGAGCAGAGGGACUUGACAUGUCAACAAAAGAGAUAAAUUAUCACCACACAGGCAUGUAAAUGUCUCCUGGUGUGGAAUAACCUGACAGGGAAACACGUGAACCUCCCUCCAAUCCAUCCUCUCCAGCAGCAUCGUCACCUGCAGUCUCCAUGACGACCCCUCCUCUCGUGUCACCUUUUGGCGGGCAGCCGCCACCUCAGCAGCAGCAACAGCAGCAGCAGGCUCAGGCAGCACGGGACGUCAACACGGCCUCGCUGUGUCGCAUCGGUCAGGAGACGGUCCAAGACAUCGUCCUCAGGACCAUGGAGAUCUUCCAGCUCCUCAGAAACAUGCAGCUGCCUAAUGGAGUCACUUACCACCCCAACACCCACCAGGACAGGCUGGGGAAACUCCAGGAGCAUCUACGAACGCUUUCUGUGCUCUUCCGCAAGCUGCGCCUCGUCUACGAUAAAUGCAACGAAAACUGUGCCGGCCUCGACCCCAUACCUCCAGAGCAACUGAUACCCUUUGUGGAAGAUGACGGCUCCAAACAUGAAGACCGAUCAGGUGGACAGAGCCGCUCUGCCAGUGAGGAAAGGAGAGAAAUCCUGGAGGUCAACAAGAAGCUGAAGCAGAAGAACCAGCACCUGAAACAGAUCAUGGACCAACUCCGCAACCUCAUCUGGGAGAUCAACUCCAUGCUGGCUGUUACCACAGACUGGCUGAAGCAGUGCUUCACAGAAGGAAUUGGUACUCUAGCAAUAUCAAAAGGCUUCUAAAAGAAGACAUUAAAGAACAGAGGAUACACAAGAGGAGACAAAUGAGGGCAAGACAUCCCAUGGAGGAGCCAGGGGAUGGAGGGCACCGGUGUCAUCAGCAUGGCAGAAAAGAUUCUGUCUACCUCGACAUUCAACAUUACAAUCAGCAUUUUUUUCCUUCUCAGUUAAUCUGAAGAGUUAAUGUUUUAUCUGUCUGUAGCUGCUAGCUCAAUAGAGGGUUUAUGCCUGUAGAGAAAUUGAUAUAUUCUAUUUAAUCCUUAUAUUCUGUUACAUGCCUAUGUUACAAAUGUAUAUUGUACUUGAGAACUUCAAUAAGAAAAAACACUGUGGCAAAA